Molecule: messenger RNA, 10206 nt
Organism: Gracilinanus agilis (Agile Gracile Mouse Opossum)
Lineage: Eukaryota; Metazoa; Chordata; Mammalia; Didelphimorphia; Didelphidae
Gene: DCHS2
Product: dachsous cadherin-related 2
Exons: 20
Coding region: 1-10206 (3401 amino acids)
Biological process (GO): homophilic cell-cell adhesion
Cellular component (GO): plasma membrane; cell-cell junction
Molecular function (GO): calcium ion binding
Source: RefSeq, a predicted model, not a curated record
AUGAACCCCCCUGGGAGAAGGAGGUGCAAGGCGCUGCUGCAGCAGCGGGAAAUUCCGGCUGGGCAACGCCUGAUGUUCCCCAGGAGAAGGGAGACGUGCAGAGGAUUCCAAUGGGAUGCUCUGGCUGGGGAGCAGCUCCCACUCCCCGCCGAGAGAAGAUGCCAGAAGCGGAGACGCGGCAGCAGUGGCUGCAGCGGUGGACAGCUGUGCACUCUGGCUGCAGGGCAGCGCUACCUGCUGGGACUCUUCCUCCACAUGUGGCUGUGGACCGCCUCCGGCUCGUCAGCUCAGGUGUACAACCUCAGCCUAAUAGUGGACGAAGGGCUCCCCCCUGAUACUCUGGUUGGGGAUAUCCUCGCCGGGCUGCCCGGUGAGCAGCAGGGGGUGGGAGACGGCUUCUUCCUGUCUGAGGACUCGGGAGACUCCCCGCUGCUGGACGACUUCCAUAUAGAUACCGACACGGGCAUCAUCCGUACCGCACGGAGCCUGGACCGGGAGCGGCGGGACCGCUAUAGCUUCGUGGCGGCCACAUUGCUGGGCGCCGUGGUGCAGGUGGAGAUUACCGUGAACGACGUGAACGACCAUUCGCCACGCUUUCCAAGUGACUCCCUGCAGCUGGACAUCUCUGAGCUCAGCCCGCCAGGCACAGCUUUCCGCCUGCCAGGUGCCCGGGACCCAGAUGCUGGGUUGUUUAGCACCCAGGGUUACACCCUGCUACAGCCUCCUGAACUCACACAGAACGUGGAGGGACCCUUCUUCCAGCUGCGCUACGGAGGCGGCCCGGGGCAGCAGCCUUCCUCAUCGGGCUCCUCCUCCUCCUCACCACUGGAACCUCUGGACCUAGUGCUGGUGCGGCGUCUGGACCGCGAGGAGACCGCUGCUCAUGAGCUGAUGAUCGAGGCGUGGGAUGGAGGCAGCCCUCGGCGCACUGGCCGCCUGCAAGUGGAGGUUCGCGUACUGGACGAGAACGACAAUCCACCAGUCUUUAACCAGAGCGAGUACCGUACCUCCGUGCGCGAGGACGCCCCGCCGGGUACCGCCAUCUGCAGGGUGCAUGCCACAGACCGCGACUUGGGGCCCAAUGGCCAAGUGCGCUACAGCCUCCGCGCCCGGCAGCCUUCCACUGGCGGGUUUGACAGCGAGGGGGCCUACUUUUCCGUGGAGGAGCUGAGCGGCGUGGUGCGGGUUCGUCGGCCCCUGGACCGAGAGUCCCAGGCCCGAUACCGGCUGGUUGUGGAAGCCCUGGACGGAGGCGCAGAACCUGAGGUAGCCAGCGCUCUGGUGUCCAUUGAAGUGCUAGACGUGAACGACAACCGGCCGGCCAUCCACUUGCUCUUUCUAACAGAAGGAGGCGUUGCUCAGGUGUCAGAGGGCGCCAGGCGCGGGGAUUACGUGGCCCGCGUCUCAGUGUCGGAUAUAGAUGGGGACCCUGUGGAAGAGGCUGCUGAGGUCGGAAUGGGGAGCGAAGGGGGUAAAGCGGGCAUCACGCUGUCUUUGGAAGGCGGCAUGGGCUCCUUCGCACUGCGCCCAGGAGGCACCCGGGACGUGUUCUUCCUCUGCGUGGAGGGGCCCCUGGACCGGGAGAGCCGCAGCCUGUACGAGUUGCUACUAGUGGCCAAGGACUCGGGGUCCCCGCCCCUUAGCGCCCAAGAGGUCCUCUUGCUUCGGGUCACCGACAUCAACGAUCAGGCACCCCAUUUCAGCCAGGAGCGCUAUUAUGCCUCAGUGUCUGAGGCCGCAGCUCCCGGCACUGCAGUGCUCCGUCUCAGUGCGUCUGAUGGAGAUGAGCCAGGCACUGACCAUGCCAGGGUGCGUUAUGCCCUAGCCCAGGUCCAGCCCUCCAAGGGUUGUAGCCCUGAAGAAGCAGCUUCUGGACCAAGAUGCCCUCCUCUGGCCUUUGCUGUAGACCCAGAGAGCGGGGUGAUAAGCACUACUGGGAUCUUGGACCGAGAGGUCCAGGAGGCUGUGGAGCUGCAAAUAGUAGCCCGGGAUCUCGGCCACCCUCCCCUCUCCUCCACAUGCUGGGUCAGCCUCACUAUAGAAGAUGUAAAUGACAAUGAGCCCGUUUUCCAGCGACAGGUGUACAACGCCAGCGUCGCUGAACAUGCUCCUUCUGGGCACUGCUUUCUGCAGGUCAAAGCAUCAGAUGCUGACACAGGCAGAUACGGCCAUAUUGAAUACCUUCUUUAUGAUGGAUUCCACAGCUCUGAACAAUCUCAAGCAUUCCAGAUUGACCCACAUACUGGCCACAUCUGUGUGUCUCAAGAUAUAGACAGGGAGCGAGAUCCGGCCACCUAUGAUUUGUUGGUGAAAGCUCAGGAUGGGGGUGGACUAAGUGCCCAAGCUUUUGUUCGAGUGGAGCUGAAGGAUGUGAAUGAUAAUCAACCUGUUUUUAACCCGGCCUCCUACGUGACGAGCAUCAGUGGGCACACACAGCCAGGCACGGAGAUUCUCAAUGUCGUCGCUACUGACAGGGAUGCCGGAAUAUAUGGAGUAGUGGCUUAUGAGCUCAUUCCAGGAGACUUCUCCUCCCUCUUCACAGUUGAUGCUGCCACAGGAAUUAUUUAUUUAAUAUCAACUCUUAGUCAUUUGGAGUCUACUAGCAUGUUUUUGACUGUCUCUGCCCGAGACGGUGGUGGCCUCACAUCUGUAACUAAUGCAGAUGUCACCAUCCACAUCCUCCAGACUGCUCUGGCACCUGCCAUUUUUGAAAGAUCCAAAUAUGUUUUCUCUAUUCAUGAAGACAUGCCUGAAGACAGCCCUGUUGGAACCGUGAAAGCAAGAGAGCCUUCAAAUUCCUUAGAGACAGUAUCUUACAGAAUUUCUUCUGGGGAUCCCUAUGGGAGUUUCACUAUUGACCCUAGGUUUGGUGUCAUCCGUACUCGGAAGCAGCUGGAUCAUGAAAUCCAAUCCAGAGUUAUCCUCACUAUCCAGUCACAAUUGGGCAGCUCUCCUGUCUAUAGUAGCACCCAAGUCAACAUCACUGUGAUUGAUGUCAAUGAUAACCCUCCCAUUUUUCGCUCAGCUUCUGAUGAGUUGAGGUUAUUACAAAGUACAUUGCCUGGCACUGCCUUAUAUAUUGCUCAUGCAGAAGACAAAGACAGUGGCCAGAAUGGAUAUGUCCAAUAUACCAUUGAAAACCAGAAGUCAAGCAUCUUCUCCAUCGAUUCAGAUACUGGUGUCAUCUAUCUCAGUGGGACCCUUGAGCAAGAAAUGCAGCAGAGUUGGACUCUGUACAUCAGGGCUAAAGAUCGAGGAGUUCCCCAUUUAACAUCUCUGUUCAUGUUGACAGUGACUAUUGAAAAACCAGAUUUGAAGCCUCCUUUGGCUUUUGAACACUUAGUCUAUCAGACAGAAACAAGUGAAUUUCUUCUACCAAUAACCCAGAUACUUCAAGUCCAAGCCUUUUCACUGGAGCCACACCGUAAGACAUCCCAUAUUGUAUACUCACUGGAGCCCAGCACAGACUCUGUUGCAUUUGGCAUUGAUGCUUCUACAGGAUGGAUUUAUUUGAGGAAGCAAUUGAACUAUGAAGCAAUCCAAACAUACCGUUUCAAAGCCUUUGCCUGGAGCCUGGAGGACAGGUUGAGGCAAAAUGUGAGUACGACCAUAACGGUUCACGUUUUGGAUGAAAAUGACAAUUGUCCAACCUUUUUGCAAGAUGUCCUUUUUUUGCAAGUGGAGGAAAACCCUAUACCCCAAGGGGUAAUAGGAACAGUUGUAGCAACUGACAGAGACUCUGGGAAAAAUGGACAGUUGUCAUAUUCCCUUGUGUCUGAUGGGAAAUUCUUCAAGAUGAACCCCAAUACAGGUGAAAUUAUAAACUGGAUUGCGUUAGACCGGGAGCACCAAGUACAUCACCAGUUGAUGGUACUAGUGACUGACCAUGGGUCCCCUCCACAGAAUGCCACUAUGAUCACUUACAUCUCAGUGAUAGACCUCAAUGAUAAUAAACCUUAUUUUCCCCAGUUUCUUCCUGGAAAAGAGCUCAAAAUUAAGGUCCUGGAAGGUCAGACUGCGGAUAUGUUGGUUACCACCGUGUUUGCGAAGGAUCUCGAUUCAGGAAACAAUGGAGAAGUUUUAUAUUCAUUAUCUUCAGAAGAGAGUUCAGAGCACUUUAAGAUUGAUGCCAACAGUGGUGAAAUAAGAACAACGAGCCCACUCUCAUAUAACCAUAGGCCACAUUAUAGGAUGGUUGUAGUGGCAAGUGACCAAGGAAUGCCUCCUCUUCAAGGACAUGCAGUCAUUCACAUUCAGGUGAUCCCACUCUCCAAAGAAAGGUCUUCGGUUUCUCGAUAUAUUCAGCAUUUGGUCGUACCAGAAAACUUUAAGCCUGCAAAAAUAAUGAGCUUGAUAAAGUCCCCUGAUUAUCUUCAACAUCAAAAUGGGAUGCUGCAGUUAAAUAUAGUUGAAGAAGAUAAAGAUAUUCAUUUUGAGAUUGAGAGCUCAACGGGGGAUUUGUUUCUCUCCAGGGAACUAGAUUAUGAAAUGACCUCUCACUAUCUUCUCAGGGUGAUGACAAAAGAUAACAGCAAAACUCCUCCCUUGAACAGCACCAUCUUCCUUAGUAUUGAUGUGGAAGACCAGAAUGACCAUUGUCCUUCUUUCCAGGAGGAUUUCAUAGUGAUCAGCAUAGAGGAGAAUGUUUCUGUCGGAACACUGGUCUAUACAUUUAACGCCAAAGAUGGAGAUGGCAGUUUUCUAAACAGCAAAGUGCAGUAUUUCAUUGAAACUAACAGUCCUGCUGAAAAUCCCUUCCUAAUCCACCCCUCCUAUGGCACAUUGGUCACUGCAUCUCCAUUGGAUAGGGAAGCUGUUCAGUCUCUUGUUUUGACAGUGACAGCAUCGGACCAGGCUGUGAACGUAACAGACCGGAGAUUGAGAACCAUGACAGCAAAGGUGGUCAUUUUAGAUGUCAAUGACCACAGUCCUACUUUUGUGUCCUCUGCUAUUGCCUACGUCUCAGAAGAUGAAGAAAUAGGUUCCCUGGUGCAUCACAUUGUUGCUAAGGACCCAGAUGAAGGGAGGAAUGGAAGAAUCACAUAUCACAUUCUUUCAGGAAAUGAAAAUAAUACCUUUAUGUUGGAUGAGAUAUCAGGCUUGUUAACAACUAUUUGUCCUUUGGACUAUGAAACCCAAACCUUUCAUGUACUGACCCUCCUGUCACUGGAUGAUGGCCUGCCAGCACUCUCCACAACUCAGACCUUGACAAUUUAUGUCCUGGACAUAAACGAUGAGGCACCAGUGUUUAAGCAGCACUUCUAUGAAGCUACAGUUGCCGAAAACCAAGGUCCAGGGCAAUACGUUACAAAGGUAGAAGCUGUAGACCAAGAUUCAGGAAUCAACUCCCAACUGCAAUUUGAAAUCAUGCCAACUGCCAUAUCUGGGCUUUUCAAGAUCAAUUCAAGCACUGGAGAGGUGGUAACUGCAGCAACACUGGACAGAGAGACUCAGGAGAUCUUCACCCUUAGAGUACUGGUGAAAGACCAAGGAGUCCCCCCAUUAUCCAGCACCACUACUGUCCUCUGCAGGGUGAGAGAUGAAAAUGACCAUGCUCCCACUUUUAUUAUACCCAAUCCUGAAAUCCAGGUUUUAGAGAAUCAAGAACCAGAGGUCAUCUAUACUGUUUUAGCUGUGGACAUGGAUAAUGGCAACAAUGGAGCUUUGCAGUAUCAUAUAAUUGGAGGAAAUACUGAACAACAUUUCACCAUUCAUGAAACUUCAGGAGAACUCUCAACAACUGGUAGCCUAGACAGGGAGCACAUUAGCAAUUUCACCCUCAUUAUUGAGUGCUCUGAUCUGGGUAACCCACCUAGAAGCUUCAUAGGUGAGAUAAAAGUGACUGUCUUGGAUGAUAAUGACCAUGCCCCAACCUUCCCAACAUCCCACUACCACACCUGGGUGGAAGAAGACCUUGCAACGGGGUCAGUGAUCUUAGAGCUCUCUGCAGUGGAUGAAGACAUUGGCCUGAAUGGGCAGGUGGAAUACUUUCUAACCGAUGAUGUUCUGGGUGUCUUUACCAUUGACAGAACGGCCGGCACUUUGAAACUUGCCCAAAGCCUUGACCGGGAGACCAGGUCCCUGUAUGUGUUUAGGGUUGUGGCCAGUGACCGCAAUGUCCAAAGUCCAAGGAGAACCACUGUUGAUGUGACUGUAAAUAUAGAUGAUGUCAAUGACAACAUUCCUGUCUUUGGACAGAACCCUUUAGAUGUUUUUGUCUCUCCACAAAUGUCUGUGAACCAGACUAUUGCCACAGUGAUUGGCUAUGACUCAGACCUGGGACUCAAUGGAGCUGUUGUUUUUAGUUUUGUCGAGACCCAGUCAGUGUUCCAUAUUGAUGAACAUUCAGGAGAGGUUCGUCUUCAAAAGCACUUGUCCUCAGAACAUUUCCCUGUCUGGCUACAAGUAAAGGCUAUGGACCAGGGCAUCCCCCCCAGGAAAACCAUUGGUCUUUUGGUCAUCCAUAUGCAGGAAAAAGAUGUAAGAUUUUCCUUUAGUCAUCAGUUAUAUACGUCCACUAUAACCGAAAACUGUGAAGCUGAUACUUCCAUUGUGACUGUUGAAGCCUUCAUGCCAGAGACCAGUGGGAAAAGCAUAAAAUACUGGAUUUUUAGUGGAAAUGAAAAUGGAGUAUUCUCCUUAAACUCUACAACAGGUGAACUCACUGUGAAGGAGCCCACGUUUCUUGAUUUUGAGGUCAGAAAUGAAAUUAAUCUCAUUGUUUUGGCUGAAAGUAGCUGGCAUACAACCCAUUGCAAAGUGGCAGUCUUAAUACAAGAUGUGAAUGAUAAUGUACCAGUUUUUCAGUCAAGCAUUUACCAAGCAUCAGUGUCAGAAGGGCUGCCCUUCAAUACACAGAUCAUGCAGGUUUUUGCUGCUGACCUUGACAGUGACUUGAAUGGGCAAAUUGAGUAUUCAAUCCUCUCUGGCAACCAUGAUGAGGCAUUUCAGAUCGAUGCAGUGAGUGGAGUAAUAGCAACAAAUACAAUUCUGGACUAUGAACUUACCAGUUCCUACAGCUUGGUCAUACAAGCUGCUGAUAGAGGGAUGCCCAGACUUUCUUCUACAGCUGUGGUCAAGAUCCAAGUGGUAGACCUCAAUGAUAAUAUUCCAGUCUUCCUCCCCUCUGAACGUGUAGAAGUUCCAGAAAGUAUUCCGCUCGGUUCUGUCAUCACUCGAGUGGCUGCUCGUGACCGAGAUUCGAGCCCUGCUCUUGUCUUCAGUUUCCCCAAUGGUGGUAACCCUGGAGCCAGAUUUGCUAUUGACCACAUCACUGGAGCAGUGAUGCUGGUGAAGCCAUUGGACUAUGAAGGAGAAGAUGAAUAUAAGCUACUGGUUGAGGUUUCAGACUCUGUGCACCACACAGAAGCAACGCUCAUGGUCUACGUCAUGGAUGUCAAUGACAACCCCCCGCUCUUUUCACAAGAUUUCUAUCAGGUCACAUUGCCUGAAUUAACACCUGUAGGAUCUUCCAUCUUGACUGUGUCAGCCACAGAUCAGGAUACAGGAAAUAAUGGGGAGAUAUCCUACAAAAUCCUUUCUUCUGGUGAAGGAUUUUCAAUUGAUCCCCAGAAUGGCUCGAUAUUUACCGUCAAACCUGUCCUGCUUCUGGACAAAACAUCAAUAAUUCAGCUUCUUGUGGAAGCCAAAGAUGGUGGAAUCCCUCCUUUGACAGCCCUUACUUUGGUGGAAAUAGAAAUUCAGGAUGUAAAUAACCAUGCCCCUCAGUUUACCAUGGAGCACUACAACAUCACCGUGAGUGAAGAUGCUGUCAUUGGGACCACCCUGCUCACGUUUUCAGCUGUUGACCAUGACUGGACUAAUGAAAACACACAUGUUGAGUAUUCAAUCAUCAGCAGCAAUUUGCAAAACAUUUUCCUUGUGGAAACUCAUGUCAUUCCCUCAGGAUCCCCUUAUAAGCGAGCUGGUCAUCUUGUUCUGAGUCACCCUUUAGACAGAGAAACUAUGGCUUGUCAUGAACUCAUCAUUCUAGCUUCUGAUCAUGGCCAUGGCCCGUUGAAUUCUACCGCCACCAUAUUCAUAGACGUACUUGAUGCCAAUGAUAAUCCACCAAUAUUCAGCUCUCCGGAAUACCAUGCCCAUGUCAAGGAAAGCCUGCCUGUUGGUAGUCAGAUUGUUGUGGUCUCAGCAAAAGACCAAGACGUUGGAGCCAAUUCCGAGGUCCUCUACAACAUCAUCUCAGGAAACGAGAGAGGAUAUUUCCAAAUAGAUGGGGAAACAGGAGCUAUAGAUUUGAUGAAGCCCUUGGAUUAUGAGGAUACCUUGAUGUUCACUUUAACUGUUCAGGCCUCAAAUAGAGGAACAGAUAAUUUUGCUUUCUCCACAGUGUCUAUCAGCAUCCUGGAUGACAAUGAUCAUGUCCCCCAGUUCAUGUUCUCAAGUUUGAACUGUGUCGUCCCUGAAAAUCUGCCUAAUUUCUCUGUUAUGUGUACAGCGCAUGCUUUGGAUUUUGAUGCAGGUCCUUAUGGUCACCUAACAUAUUCCAUUCAGUCAUCCUGUUUGAUAGAUCAUGGGAUCCCCCAUGACCAUGACCUGUUUUUUAUUGACCAUUUAACAGGGGAUAUCUAUGCCAAAAAAAUCCUAGAUUAUGAAAGUGAAAAUAAACACUGUUUCAUUGUUCAGGCAGAAGACAAAGGUGAGGCGAAAGCCACUUUGAUGGUCCAAGUGGAUGUUGAAGGAAUUGAUGAAUAUGAACCUAUUUUCACACAAGACCAAUAUUUCUUUAGUCUUCCAGAGAGUCAUCAUGUGAGACAAGUUAUUGGCAAAGUAGAAGCAUCUGAUGCUGAUGCUGGAGUUGAUGGACUUGUGCUUUAUACCCUUGCAAAUCCAUCGAUAUUCUUUUCCAUUAAUAAAACUAGUGGAAAUGUCUAUUGGAUUGGAGGAGAGCCUCCCUUUAUGGGAAACAAUGUCAAGAAAGAUGACAUUAUUGAAAUGAAAGUAAUAGCACACAGUCCCAAGGUGGAUUCAAAGUCCUCUUCCUGCACCAUAUUUGUAAACAUGUCCUCUUCCUCUCAAGGAGGGCACUAUGCACUGUCUGCUAACAGCCUUUCAAUCAGCCUCACAGCCUCUGUUGUCAUAUUCCUGCUCUUGAUCAUCAGCCUUAUUGCCCUGAUUUUAAGAAAUAAACAAAAAGACACGGUGAACUCCUGUGGGGAAAAAAAGGUAUCCUCAUCAUCACCUAGUCAUCUGAGCCUGACUACUGAUCCCAGCAUCCUCAAGGACUCUCAGAAAGCUCCAGAUGUAGGUAAUGGCAUUCUGCCCAUGGGUUCCAUGUCUGAGUGGUUGAAUUUAGUAGAUAUGAGAGAGAAGAAGGAUAUGGUGAAUCCUUGCAGGCAUUCAGACUCAAGUGGCCACUGCUCAGUGGAAGGAGAUACUGCUGAGGAUGAGGAAAUCAAGAGGAUCAAUGAAUACCCCUGCCGAAAGGGCUCUGGCUCGGUUCUGAGUGACCGUGGAUCUCGAGUACCAGAUUCUGGAAUUCCCAGAGACUCUGACCAGCUCUCUUGCCUGUCCGGAGAAACAGAUGUGGUGAUCACCACUGAAACCUUAGAGAGCAGUUACACCCUGGAAGGUAUAGGAGAAAGGUGUGAUGCUAUUUAUGCUCAAAACAGAGUGUUAUCUCAGACACUCCACAAGAUUGAGAUGAAAGAGAAAACCCUUAUGGAAGAUACUAGAAGAGAUUAUAUCUUUAUUUCAAAUGAUCAAGACUCAAGGUAUGGAUCUCUUACAACUUUAGAAGCUUCCUCUAGGGAUCCAAGAAGCAACUAUGACUGGGAUUACCUCCUCAACUGGGAGCCCCAGUUUCAGCCUCUUUCUUCUGUCUUCAAUGAUAUUGCAAAACUGAAAGAUGAACACUUGCAGGUUCCUGGCUUACCACAGGGGAAGAAAUCUUUUGUUUUCCCACCACCUUUGAUCACAUCAGUAGCACAGCCUGGCAUAAAGGCAGUGCCCCCUCGAAUGCCAAGCCUCCCACCAGGAAAAGGAUUCAAGAAAUACCCACGUUCUCCCCUUCACCAGAACCCUCACUAUCCACCAGCAGCCAUGACCCCCAGUUUUUCUCCAUCUCUCUCCCUGCUAACCGUGCAAUCUCCUGCUAUGUCUCCCCUGUUGCCAGAUGCUGGGUUGUUAGGAACAUGCCUUGUUAGGACAGCCCAUGGACCCAGGGCAGAAGAAGAAGUUCAGCUGUGA